Erythranthe guttata (spotted monkey flower) is the source of this 3380-nucleotide messenger RNA. The record is from RefSeq and is a predicted model, not a curated record. Lineage: Eukaryota; Viridiplantae; Streptophyta; Magnoliopsida; Lamiales; Phrymaceae.
AAUUUUUUUUUUAGGUUUUAGAGUAUAAUUUUGAAGAGAAAUAUGUUGUACUUUCAUUUUUUCGUGAUUGAUAGUAACAGUUAGGGUUUUUAUUUUCUGCAGGAAUGUCCAGUAAAUUAUUUACCCUUAGACUUAAUUAUGGAGGGAACUUCUCAAAUAUGGAUUUUGAAUAUGUUGGAGGGAUGGUCUCAAUGGUAGCAGAUGUGGAUCCUGAUCUUAUGUCAUACUUUGAGAUGCUUGGCAUCAUCAAAGAACUUCAAUUAUCAGCUACUACAGUUAUUUGGUACAACUUGCCUAAUGAAAAUGGAUUGAACCUGUUGGAUAGUGACAGUGGUGUUCUUCAGAUGUUCAAGAAAUAUAGUGAUGUAAAGGUGUUUCAGGUUGAUCUGUUCCUACAAGAUGUUGAUAUUGAUAUAUCAUGUGAUGUAAUGUCAUCUCAUGAAGCUAAUGCAGAGAUGGGUAUGGGUGUUGGUGCAGAGGUUGAUAUCGGGGCUGAUGCAGAGGUGGAUAUGGGGAUUGAUGCAGAUGAAGAUGAAAGUGACCCUAGUUAUGUAGCCGACAAUGAGUCUGAGUCUGGAUCUGACUUUGACUUUUUUGCUGAAGGAGAUACAAUGAGUGAGAGUUUCCAUCCUUUAGGAACUGAUUAUAUAGGAGAUGAUGGAGAGGAAAUCAGUCAACCAUUUGAUCCAGAAAUUAAUCUUGAGCAAGCAUUUGAUGCUUCAGAAGAUGCCAUACAAAGUGAUCCUGAAGUUUUAUCUGAGCCUAAUGAGUCUGAUGAAGAGUCCAAGGGUAGGAAGUUUCCGGAGUUUGAGGAGGAAAAUAGCCUAAAAGAACCACUUCUUGAGGUAGGUCUUGUGUUCUGCAAUAUUGCAGCUUAUAGAAAGGCCUUGAGACAAUUUUCUGUUCUUAGAGGAAUUGAUCUCAUAUAUGACAAAAAUGAAACAAAAAGAGUUACUGCACAAUGUAAAAAUAAAUGUGGGUGGAGGAUUCAUGCUAGUGUAAUGGGUACUUCAACUGCGUUUCAGAUCAAGAGCUUUAAGGGUGAGCCUCACAGAUGUCCAAGAAGUUUUACUAAUAAGAGCGCAAACUCUUCAUACCUUGCUGACAGAUACAUUGAUACUUUUAUGGAAACUCCCACUUUGCCGGUAGAUUCCUUCAAGAAGUUAGUGAGAAGAGAGGUCAAAGUGUAUGCACACAGACAAAAGUUGUACAGAGCCAAAAAGAAAGCCAUUGAAAAAAUCCAAGGUAAUGUUCAUGAGCAAUACUCCAGAAUUAGACACUAUUGUUAUGAAAUUUUAAAAACUAAUCCUGGUUCAACUGCUAUUGUGAGGACUGAGGGGCCUCCACUCUACAGAAUUCCUCGAUUCUAAAGGUUUUUUGUACUCUAUGAUGCACAAAAGAACGGUUUCUUAGAAGGAUGUAGACCUCACAUAGGAUUGGAUGCGUGCUUUUUAAAGGGACCAUUUGGAGGACAAUUGAUGGCUGCCAUUGCUCGAGAUGGGAACAAUCAAAUGUUUCCUUUGGCAAUAGCAGUGGUAGAGAGUGAGUGCAAAGAAAGCUGGGGUUGGUUUCUGAAUUUGCUGGUUUCUGCAUUUGGGAACAAUGAUAUAACAACGUGCACCUUCAUAUCCGACAGACAAAAAGGACUUGUUGAAAGCUUCAAUACAAUUUUGCCACACACUGAACAUAGGUUUUGUGUGAGGCAUUUGUAUGCUAACUUCAAACUAAGGUUCAAAGAUAAAAUUUUGAAAGAUCUGAUGUGGAGUGCAGCUAGAGCUUACUUGGAGAAUGGAUACAAUGAAAAAAUGGAUGAAAUCAAGGCAAUUUCAAAGGAAGCAUAUGAAUGGCUGAAAAACAUAUCUCCUCAGCUAUGGUGCAAGCAUAUGAUGUCAGGUAGAUCUAAAUGUGAUUUGUUAUGCAAUAACUUAUGUGAGUCAUUUAACAAUUACAUUAAAGAGGCUAGAGACAUGCCAAUUUUAACAAUGUUGGAGGCUUUGAGAAGACAAUUUAUGUGUAGAAUCCAUACUAAGAGGUUGUUGGUUGAGAAGUGUAGUGGGAAAUUAUGUCCAAGAAUUCAAGAUAAAGUUAAUAUGAUCAAAGACAAGGCACUGGAUUUUGAGUGUCAUGUUUCUGCAAAUGGAAAAUGGGAAGUCACUAUGGGAAACAAGGGUUGGGAUGUGGACUUGAACAGACAAACUUGCAGUUGCAAAGAAUGGGAGUUGACUGGAAUACCGUGUAUGCAUGCUACUUGUGCAAUUCUGAUGGAGCAUAAGGAGCCAGAAGAUUUUGUAAGCCGUUACUAUUCAUUGGACAUGUAUAAGAGGGCCUAUAGUUUCACAAUAAAUCGAGUACCAGACCAUUCGCAAUGGGUAACGGAUGCAAGUAACGAGCAACCAAUCAUGCCUCCUCCGUUUAAAAAACAACCAGGUCGACCUAAGAAGUUGAGGAAGAAAGGUCCAGAUGAGAUAAGUGUGGGUGGAAAAUUAACAAGAAAUGGCAUCACACAAACAUGUUCUAAUUGUGGAGAUACUACACACAACAAAAGAAGGUGCAAGAAGCCACCACCACCUGUCAACAAUCAAAAAACAAGGAAAAGAAAGGUAAGAAAUAUUUGAUUUGUUAUAUCUCUUGGUUUUUAUUUCAAUUAUAAUUAAUAUAUGUUAUUUCACUUGUAGGCAACUAAAAAUCUGGAAGGCAGUGCUCCAUCAACACAAGCAUCAACACAAGCUCCCAUGGUUGCAGCAAGAUCAAAAGGUGAAAAAAGUAGACGCCUUGGAUAUGGAAACUGGAAUGGGGUUGGGCUGAUGCAAAAUGGUUUGAAGCCUCCACAACAUAAUACAUUUAGUCUUCCACAACAGAAUUCACACAAACAUGAUGCAACUACAAGCACGUCAGUGAGGAAUGAUGCUAGGGCAAAGAAGUCAAUGAGAGGAUCACACAGCAACACUAGUGGUAAAGAUGGAGAUAUACAGGUACAUGAUUAAGCAAAUGAUGUAAUUGCAAUUUAGUUAUACAAGAACUUCCAUUUACAUUUUAUUUUCUCAGAUACGAGUACAACACUCAAGAUUUGGAUCUGUUUUAUUCUCAAGUCAACAAUCAAGAUCAAACAAGUUCAGUUGCACUGCAGAUAAUGGGGAAUUUUGACUUUCUAUUACUUCACUUUUGGUAAAGAAGUUUUUUUUUGGGUUGAUUUUGAUGGGCUGGUACUUAAAAUAGAUUUAUUUUGUUGUGCUUUUGAUGAACAUACUUUAUUGUUCUUUUGAUUACAAUGUAUGUUUUUGUCUAUUCUGUUGGUUUUGGUGGAUUAAAUAGAUGUAGCAGUGAUGAUCAGUACUUUUGUGUUUUUAGUGGAUUAAUUAAUAUUGCAAUUGUUAUUUCAA